AGUAACAUGUCUGGGAGGGCUGACCCAGCCCCGGGAAGGGUUGAUGGCUGAGGUGGGAGCUGUGGGUGCUUUCCCGACCUCCGGACCCCGACCUUCUUGAACCUUCCAAAAGUUCAGCGGGGGUAGAGCGCAGUGACAGGGUUGGCGGAGUAAAUCCUUUAGCUUGGUGAAUAAGUAAGAGCCUUUUCCCUUCUCUCUCCCUCCCUCCUCCCCUCUGGAGUUUGAAAAGGAAGGUGGGGAUUAGUCAUCCAUCCAUCUGAACUAUGUGUGUGCAGUAUUCCCCCCCCAGCUCCGGCUCUGGGGGAGUGUUUGAGUGGGCGCCAGGAAAGAGGAGGGGCUUCACUCAGCAGUUGGGGAGGGGGGCACCCUGGCAGGGCCUAGGUGCGCGCCACCAAUGAGAAUCGGAGUUCCAGGAGCCAGGCCGCCCACGUGCAGGGAGCCCGGCUGUAUAAAGCCAGGAGGCAGCGGGAAGGGAGGCAGGCUACUCAGCGAGAAGCUUCAGCAGCUUUAGCGGAGAGCCUGGGAGCUGCGGCAAGCGGCGGCUGCGGCGGCGGCGGCAGCAAGAGCUGAUCUGCGAGCAUCGGCAGCCCCUAUCACCUGUGGAGCCGAGAGACUGGCGCGCACCCUCUGAUCGCUGGAGACCACCUUUUUUCUUUCUCUUUCCUGAAUUUCUUCAAGGAGCCGAGAAGAGAACGGGGUUGGCUUUGCCACUAGCAGGAUUAACCCCUUUUUAAGGAGCCAGGCUAGCGGAGUGACGGGCUGCUCAACUCAGACCCCUACGGCGGGCCGGAGAGAAAUUUGCCUUAUCGCUUUUUCUACGGACACGAGUGAUGGAGCUGGAGCACAUGACCAGUGGGGGCCUUCAUACCUACCACGGCCCCCGGGGCGGACCAGCGGCCAAACCCAACGUGAUUCUGCAGAUCGGGAAGUGUCGGGCAGAGAUGUUGGAGCACGUAAGGAAGACUCACCGGCAUCUGCUCACCGAGGUGUCCAAGCAGGUGGAGAGGGAGUUGAAAGGCUUGCACAGGUCAGUGGGGAAGCUGGAGAAUAAUUUGGAUGGCUACGUCCCUACCGGGGAUUCACAGCGCUGGAAGAAGUCCAUCAAGGCCUGUCUGUCCCGUUGCCAAGAGACCAUUGCCCACCUGGAGCGAUGGGUGAAGAGGGAGAUGAACGUGUGGAGGGAGGUUUUCUACCGGCUGGAGAAGUGGGCCGACCGGCUGGAGUCCAUGGGAGGCAAGUACCCAGUGAGCGGGGAGGCCGCCCGACAGACUGUCUCUGUUGGAGUGGGGGGCCCUGAGGGCUAUUGUCAGGAGACUGACCCCUAUGAUUACACGGUGAGUCCCUAUGCCAUCACCCCCCCAACACCGGCAGGGGUCAUUGUGGGAGGAGAAGCUCUAAGCCACGAGCCUUCCGAGACCCAGCAGUACCCACCCUGGAGCUCAACCACUGAGGAUGGGACUCUGAGUCCUGGUGUAGACACACAGAUUUUUGAGGAUCCCCGUGAGUUCCUCAGUCACCUGGAAGAAUAUCUGAAGCAGGUCGGAGGGACUGAAGAGUACUGGCUGUCCCAGAUCCAGAACCACAUGAAUGGCCCAGCAAAGAAGUGGUGGGAAUACAAACAGGGAUCUGUAAAGAACUGGGUGGAAUUCAAGAAGGAAUUCUUGCAGUACAGUGAGGGGACCCUCACCAGGGAUGCUAUCAAGCGGGAGCUGGACCUGCCCCAGAAGCAAGGAGAGCCUCUGGACCAAUUCCUGUGGCGUAAGAGAGACCUUUACCAGACCCUGUAUGUGGAUGCUGAUGAAGAGGAGAUCAUCCAGUAUGUGGUGGGCACCCUUCAGCCUAAGCUCAAGCAUUUCCUCCGACACCCACUGCCCAAGACCCUCGAGCAGCUGAUCCAGAGAGGUCAGGAGGUCCAAGAAGGACUGGAGCAGGGGGAGGAUGCCACAGAACAGCAAACCCAGUCAGAGGACAAUGAUGAAUCACUCACUCCAGCUAUCGAGUCCCUUGCCAGUGAUGGGACCCAGCCCGAGUAGAGGUGGUGGUGGCCACCCCUCAGCUUUUAUUAGCCCCUUCUUCCUGGAGACCCCCACCCCUCCUGGGUGUCCCCUUCUGGGAUCACUUGGUUGAGGAUUCUCCCAGAUGUCCUAAUUUCCCAGGGGCAGCUUGUGCUGUCUUGCCAAGGAAGAGUUGGCAGGCAGCCCCAUCCCCCAGUGGGAUUGGCACUUGAUGGACAUUUUGGGAGACAAGACUCAUGCAGUGGGGGUUUUCCCACCACCUUGUCCAUACCCCCUCUCUCCUACUUGAAUCCUCCAUAGUUUUACACAGAUCACCUAUGCCAGCAUCAGUUAACUUUUCUCCCCUUUUAAGCUGUCUGAAAGCAGGACUUUAGCUUUUCUCUUUCCCCGUCUCUAGCCAGUCUGGUGUGUAUGUUCCUUACCUUCAUUUUGUCCAUUCACUCUUUUUCCCUCCUCCCUAAUGGUUCUACAAGGAGUUUCACCUGCUCCCACAUGAAACUCUUUUUAAACCUAGAGUCUAGCCACCGGCCUUGAUAGGUUUUCUUCCUCCCUAAAAUCAUUCCCGUACUUCUCCCAUUGGCCACUAGCCACAGGAGACAUGGAGAGUGGCUAGAUUAUAGGG
Sarcophilus harrisii (Tasmanian devil) is the source of this 2637-nucleotide messenger RNA. It is a transcript of the gene ARC, whose product is annotated as activity regulated cytoskeleton associated protein. Gene Ontology annotation, molecular function: mRNA binding. NCBI's taxonomy places the organism in Eukaryota, Metazoa, Chordata, Mammalia, Dasyuromorphia, Dasyuridae. The coding region runs from base 831 to 2033 and encodes 400 amino acids. Gene Ontology annotation, biological process: modulation of chemical synaptic transmission; positive regulation of AMPA receptor activity. The record is from RefSeq and is a predicted model, not a curated record. The transcript has a single exon.